AUGACGACAGUUGUGAAGCCCUUGCUACCGAGGAAGAAGCCGCGGACUACAAGAGUUCAUCGCGAAGAAGAAGAGGAACAACAGUUUCAACGAAGAUAUUCGGGAGAGGUGCCAGCGAAUGAAUGGUAUGGUAUUAUCAUGGAAUGUAGAUUUAUAUUUUUAUUUUCCAAUUUCAACAUACCCGUCGUUAAAUCGUGCGCGUGACGAACGCGACUAUGUGUUUUGUUUAAGUUUACAAUUUCGUUGCUAUGUGAUUAGCUGUAGUCCUGAUUUUAUGCGAUAGUUUUAUUGAAGAGGUCAGACAAUUAAUAAUUUUAUACAGACGUAUUUUUCUUGUGUUUGACGAAUUUUUCAUAUUAUUUUGCAGGUGUUCGUGCUCGAACUGCUCUGUCAGCCUUGUUACAAAAGCGCAGGAGUGCAUUUGCUGCAAAGAGAUUGAUCGCUGCGAAGAGGUCAUGGAAGAAGCCAUUGGAGACCGGACUGUAUGCAUAACCCUCCAUCCAGGGUUUGAAAGCGUCUGCUUAAAUCGCCACGUAUUAGUAGUGGCUGCACUGGGCCUAAAAACGCGAGCUGGAAAGUCGUACACAACUGUUCGUGGGCAAAGUAACAAAAGUGAUGAUGAGUAAGUGGGGGUAUUGUUGACUUUGUAUCGGAACGAUCGAACCUUACAUAGCAUUGAAUAAUUGAUACAUCUAAGCUUAUCGCCGUGGACUGAUCUCAUAGAAUCACAUUUUUUAUUUUCUAAAUGGCUUUAUUGCCCCAACUGCUUAUUUUUAAAAGGAGUAUUUAUUUAUCUCCAUCCAAUCCCUCCUUGAAUUAACAGUGAUCUCAUUUCUCUAACUAGAUUCCUGAGGUCUGUGGCCUAUCGCCAAUUUACAAGACUGCUGUGGAGUUAUAGCGGGGCUCCCGCGCGCGCGAAGCGCGCGUGGGACAGAGCCCCAUACCCAUGGAAUAUGGUCAACCUCUUUUCGUUUGGUUGUCACGUGAUUGACCGAGCGUACGUACGUACGUACGUACGUACGAGUCUACAGAUUGUAUGGGUGGGGUAGGGGAGACUAUCAAAAGGAAGGGAGGGGUGUCUCAGGCGUGUCUUGGCAAGCCCACAUCUUUAAUAUAGGACAUUAACAAUAUGGUCAAUUGACAGCUGUCCAAACGGGAUAGCCACUGACCAGUAUCCCAUGACCAUAUCGCGGGCUCAUGUGUCAACUCAUCGAGGUGACGUGAUUUAUUUGGAAGCUGUCCGCUGACCAGUUAACUGUUUUACUAGAUCGCGAACAACGUUCAAUCUCAUACUUUUACUAGUUUGGGAGCACAGGAAAACUGAUAAUGCACACAUAUUGGACAUCAAUGUUUUGAUCAAUUGACAGCUGUCAAAACAGAGUACCCGCUGACCAGUAUCACUUGACCGUAUCGCGGGCUCAGGUGUCGACCCGUCGAGGUCAAGUAUUUUUUGAAGUUAUCCGCUGACAAGUAAACUAGUUUUCAAGUGAUCGCAGGCUCAAGUUCAAUUUUUUUUCUUAAUUCAUAUGAAAUAUGUUGUGUUUAUGUGCUGCACAAUUAACAUUUUGAUUGCAAACUGACCUCGGACGUGAAAAUUCAGCCAGCUGUUACAGGCAGGGAAGACAGUUGCUUUUGUUUUUUCUCACAAUGGUCACGCGUUGGUCACGCUCUACGUCCAAUUUUUAUGCUCUGAUUGGUCAAAAUUUGACAUGUGAGUUCAUGCGCAAAAUUUAUGCAGCAUCUUGAAUCUUGUUUACUUUAACAGCUGAAGCUGACAGAGUUUUGUGUCAACUUGUGAUGUUUUUAACUGUCUUUUUCCACUGGAUGUACAAAGUGAAAUUCAGCUGCUAUCAGGAGUCUUCUGUUACUCAUGGCUAGUUUGUUUAUUGGAAUUUGGUUGAGAAAACGUCGCUUGUCAAAGUCGGAAAUCCGAUUUCGGAUGGCAUCGUUUUCGUUUUCACCUUGCUUGAUGCGUAAGAGGAUUGCAAAGUCUGAAGCGAUACUGGCUUUACCUGAUAACUUUCAGGAGCUGCAUCUCGAAUGGUAAGCCAGAGAAAUUAUUGUAUUUCAUGUUUGUUUUUUGUAUCUAAUUUAAUGAAGUGGAGCGUAGUUUAUGCGCGUUUGUAACAUUUGAGACAACGAUCUCACCGAGUAUCUGGUUUGAUAUAAUCUUACAGAACUUUAAAAAGCCUUUAGACAGUUUCUCACCGCAAAUAGAAAGAAAAUGUUCCAAAGAAUCUUUAGUUAUAAUUCUAGCCGGAAAAGAAAGCUUUGAGCGAUUUUCUUGCCUCGAGUUCGUCUUUGAAAAAACAAACACCGGGAAGCUGGCUUAAAACAUAAACUUCAGCAAACUUAAGCUUGAAGCUUGAAGACUCAGGAUAUUUAGGGACACUUUAAUACUUGUCUUCCUGAAUGAAAAUUGUUGUCUCUGUUUAUGUUUCACCGAAUUAUAUUUCUUUUAUUGAUUGUUGGUAGUCUCUCUUGCAAUUUUAAUGGCUAUGCCGAUUGUUUAAAGUCGUUCAGUGAACAUCGCUUGCAGGAGUUCUCAAAAUGCCGCGCGUUAAACCAUCAAAUAAAAAAUAAACAUGAUAAAUUCUUUAUUAUCUUGGAGCGUAACUCUGUUAAUGUUCAUUCAAACACUCGCCACAGCUCGCACUACAAAAGUGAGAACCGGAUGACCGUAUAGGUGAUUUUGGAAAAUUUUUUUAACAGUUUAUGAAUAUUGAAUGAGAGCAAUUUGUAUUGUGAAAUACUGCUUUCUGUCCAUGGUAUAAAAGGUUGGUUUACACGCACCCAGAUUUGUUGGCAAGAUUUUGCAAAGUAAACUUGUCGAACGCCAAAACGUUGGCCUGAUUUUUUUUCUAAGCCUAAUUGAUCUACGGUGAUCAAUAGCCAUUACGGCUCUUAAAUGUGAUAAAAGAUGAUUACCAGUUUUUGAGUGUACAUAUGAGGCUAUCAACUCGAUGUAAGCUUUGGUUCACUCUUGGGCUGUUUGCAAAUUAUUUUUCUCUAAAAUCAGGUAGCCUUUCCCUCAAAAGUCACAUAAAUGUGCUCUAAAGUUAACUGAAUUGUGGAAUUCGAAUACAAGUUUAUUGUUUAAUUUAAAUUAUAAAUUUACUAAUGGGAGCCUCGCUUUUAGCCCUGGCUAAAUCUAUAUAUUAUUGGUAGUUCCAGGCGAUACCCCUUGCCCUGUUGUGCCUACAAUAAAAUCAGGAAACAAUUUCCCAGUCAAAAUGGCCAUUAUCGUGGAUUCGAAGAUGAAGAAAAUGGAUAA
Molecule: messenger RNA, 3274 nt
Organism: Porites lobata
Lineage: Eukaryota; Metazoa; Cnidaria; Anthozoa; Scleractinia; Poritidae
Source: the annotation of a GenBank genome assembly